Messenger RNA from Manihot esculenta (cassava), 1764 nucleotides. RefSeq lists its product as uncharacterized. The record is from RefSeq and is a predicted model, not a curated record. The transcript has 5 exons. The coding region runs from base 1 to 1764 and encodes 587 amino acids. Lineage: Eukaryota; Viridiplantae; Streptophyta; Magnoliopsida; Malpighiales; Euphorbiaceae.
AUGUGUUUUAUCCUUCAAGAAGGAGAGCAACAGGUAAACGCCAUUGCAAGGUUCAAUGGACAACAAAGGAAGUAUGACCCAUUUUCAAGCACUUACAAUCCAGGGUGGAGAGAUCAUCCAAACCUUAGCUAUGGGAAUAGACAACAGAACUUCCAGCCAAUAGCAAACUAUCAAACUGCAAAAUCAUGUAUGUCUCUAGAAGACAUUGUUCAAUCCCUUGCUAAUAGCACUCUUGCUUUUCAACAGGAAACGAAGUCAAGCAUUCAAAAUUUGGAGAAUCAAAUGAGCCAACUUGCUACAUCAGUAAGCAAGCUGGAAUCACAAGGGAAACUGCCUUCCCAAACCGUGCCAAAUCCAAAACAGAACGUAAGUGCAAUUAUGCUGCGAAGUGGGAAGGAGUUAGAAUCUGCCAGCCUGAAGAAGCUUGCCCAAGGCAGUAAGGCAGACCAGAAGAUAGAAGCAGAAAUAGAGAUUCUAGAAGAGAAUCAGCCUCAAAAAUAUGAGAAAGAACAAUCCUCAAUACAGGUAAUACGUCCACCUUUUCCUGAAAGAUUUGCUCAAUCAAAAAGAGAAAAGGAAGAGAAAGAGAUCUUGGAGAUUUUUCGCAAAGUUCAGGUAAACAUACUCCUUCUUGAAAUCAUAAAGCAAAUACCAAGGUACGCGAAAUUUUUAAAAGUCCUUUGCACUAAUAAAAGAAAUCUGUAUGGGCACGAAAAGAUUAAAGUAGGGGAGAAUGUGUCAGCUGUACUCCAAAGAAAAAUUGCACAAAAAUGUAAAAACAAAGACAUGUUUGCUAUAUCAUGUUCUUUGAAACAAUCAGGAGUUACACUCCAACUCGCCGAUAGAUCAAUAGUUUAUCCUAAGGGUGUGUUGGAAGAUAUUUUGGUCCAAGUGGGAAAAUUAAUCUUCCCAGCAGACUUCUUUGUCUUGGAUAUGGAAGAUGACAGUUCAUCCAACUCUACAGAUUUAUUGCUAGGAAGACCAUUCCUUAGCACAGCUAGAACGAAUAUUGACGUGCAUGAAGGCACGCUUUCAAUGGAGUUUGAUGGAGAAAAGGUAAAGUUUAAUGUUUAUGAUGCAAUAAAACAUUCUGAUGAUAAUUUUUCUCUUUGCAACAUAGAUGUAGUUGAUCCUCUCGCUCAAGAAGCCUUUAAACUAAGCAAGAAAAACAAGUUGGAGAUAGUUUUAACCGAAAACUUGACAAUGGGCUGCCUUGACAAUAGCACAUCGCAAUUCAGUGAAGAAAUCAUAGAAAUAAUCCACUCAUGGGACACUUUAAACCAUAAGGCAUCAGAACUUGAGUUAAAAUUACUUCCAGCUCAUUUGAAAUAUAGGGAAGUGGAUGAAAUACAACAUGCCACUGUCCAGCCUAGGACAAUAAACAAGGGCACUGUUUGGGAGAUUGGAUCAUCUAGAUGGCCAGUGCCGCCUCCUCCCGCGCUUCGACCAGGAGCCGCCGCUCGUCGCACCGCAAGCAGACCACGAUCCUAUAAAAUGUGGCGACCGAACCAGUGGACGCUCCAUCAUCACCGGUCACGCGUCCCUCUGCCGGUCUCGAAGCCUGCACAACCUUCAUCGCUGGACACAGCGCCCCCUUCGCCAAUUGCGACGUCUUCGCCGCCGAUUGCCAACCCAGCCACGCCUUCUUUGCCAAAUCGCGAGUCCAACCUCAUCGGUUGCCACCUCCUUAGCGCCAACACCGCCGUUAACCUCCUCGCCGGUUGCAGCCAUGCACCAGCGUUUGCUGAUGAGAUAGAGUUAUGA